Molecule: messenger RNA, 6189 nt
Organism: Fusarium pseudograminearum CS3096
Lineage: Eukaryota; Fungi; Ascomycota; Sordariomycetes; Hypocreales; Nectriaceae
Exons: 2
Coding region: 1-6189 (2062 amino acids)
Biological process (GO): mRNA export from nucleus; protein import into nucleus
Cellular component (GO): nuclear pore
Molecular function (GO): structural constituent of nuclear pore
Source: RefSeq, a predicted model, not a curated record
AUGGCGGCCGCAGACGUGGAUAUUGGCUACGUCGCAGGCCACCUUGGCCUCGAUCAGCCUGUUAUCGCGUCCCUGACGACCGAGCCAACCGUUGAGCUCGUAAAUAUCAUUUUGCAGGCUGUCGCAGCCAGAGCGCACGAGUUUGACACUCUGUAUGCCGAAAAGCUCGAAACCGACAUUUCACUCGAGAACGCGGUGCGCAGCAACGAAACGCGAUCGCAAACCUCCAAAGCUACCGUGGACAAGGCCCUCAAGGAUGUUGAAGAGGCUAGGCAGCAAUUGAAGAAUGAAGAAACCAAACGACAAUCAGUUGAGAACGAGCUUCAAGUCUUCAAGGCUAAGAAGUCGGACUACGAUGCCGAGAUUAAGGCUCUCAAUGAUAAGAUUGAGACCCUCCAGUCAUCGAACCGAACCAACUUGAGCAUCAUCGAAUCCAACAACAAACGCGACCAAACUAUUACCGAAGAGCUCACAAAGCAGCACCAGCGUAACGUCGAGCUCUCCCGCGAGAUUACCACUCUGCAGCAAUCAGAGCAAAAUGCGCGAGGCCAGCUCAGCAGUGCCAAGUACCGAGAAGAAUCACUCCAGCAGCAGCUCGACCUUGCCCGGAAGAACAGCGAAUGGCUAGAGAAUGAACUCAAGACCAAGAGCGAGGAGAGUCUUAAGUACCGAAAGGAGAAGGGUGCCCGCAUCGCUGAGCUGCAACGACAAAAUGAAGACAUCCAAUCUCAGAUGGAUGCUCUCAAGCGAACGGAACAGCAACUCCGCGAGCGACUCGACGCCAUGCAGUCCAAGGCAGACGAUGCUCUAGUGAAGCUCCAGAAGCAAGAGGGAACCCACGCACAAACGAUCGAGAGUUACAAACACGAGCUCGAGGACCAGAGACGACUGGUGGAGAUGUCCGACCAGUUGAGCAAGAAACACCAAGAGCGUGUGCGUGAUCUCGAGGCCGAGAAAGAGCGACUCCGUGACAACUACGAAAACGAACUCCGACGAGUUCGAGUCGAGCUUGAGAAAGAACGGGAGAACUCUUCGCAGAUGGAGGAACGAAUCAAUCAACUCCAGGCCGAAAUUGACGAGCUUCAAGUGCGAGCUGAGCAGCACGUACCUCCACCAGCUGAAUCUACACCACAGACCCCCCGUGCUAAUGGCACUUUUAUGCGACCCUCGUCUCCUUUCGCAACUCCCGGGUCUAUUCGAGCCAAGGGCGCCAUUACUGCGACACAGGCUCUUGAUCAGCUGUAUCAAGUCAAGGGUCAGCUGGCUACUGAGAGACGUCGCAACCAGCAGCUGUCUGAGGAGUUGGACAACAUGAUGUCUGCUCUGGAGGCGAAGGCGCCCGAGAUGCAAGAACUUCAUGCCGAAGCUGACCAGCUCCGAGAAGAAAUUACUCGCAUGUCAGAGCUUUCGCAGGACAGCUACAAGGAGCGUGAUGACGCCAAGAAGGCGGCGAGAAAGGCCGAAAGCGCACUUGCAACUGCACAGUCUGAAUCCAAGAUUCUGCGCACUCAACUACGCGACCUUGGUACUCAGAUCAACAUGCUCUUGUUCCAGAUCCACGCCAUGGAGAAGGGCAUGGACCAGCUCACAGACGAGGAGACUUACCGCCUCCAGCAACUGCAGAAGGGAGAGAUUUCCGAAGAGGCCAUAUCAGACAUGUCCGACACUCACCAGUUCAUCACACAGAAGCUGGUCGUCUUCAAGGACGUCCAGUCCUUGCAAUCCAAGAAUGAGGAGCUUCUGCGUAUUACUCGUGAGCUGGCUGAUCAACUUGAGAGCGAGGAGGCACUCGCAGAAAAACAUCAGGCUAAGCAAGAUCACGACAUGGUCGAGAAGCUCCAGCAAGAGCUGGUUCACAUGACUGAUGAGACAAGGUCAAUCAAGAAGACCAUGGACAGCUACAAGACUGAGCGAGACAUGUUCCGACGACUUUUGCAACAUCGAGGUGUUAACGGCGAUGAAGCUUCCAUGAUGCGUAACUCGAUUGCUGGCGGUGAACGCUUGCCUUUGGCUAGUAUCGAGGCAACUGAGCAGACCGAGGCCCUCAACGAAGCCAUCCGCAAGCUUCAAUCCGAAUACGACAACUAUCGCGAUGCUCAAGAUGGAGUCCGUAAGGACUUGCGAGACCAAAUCGAUUCAUUGUCAGCUGAACGAAACGCCCUUCAGACUGACAAGGUCAAGCUUCAAGCCGAGUCUCGACUUGAAUCUGAGAGACGCGAAAUGUUGCAUACCAACUUCGUCGCCCUUCAAGGCGAGAAUCACGAGCUUCAGAAGCGAAGCCAAAUUCUAUCCGAGACCGCUGCUAAGCAGGACAUUCGUACACAGCAGGUUGCCGAGGAGCUAAUCGAAGCUAAGGGGCUACUUGACAGUGUUCGCAAUGAGACUGCCAACCUCAAGGCUGAGAAGAAGCUUUGGAAGGAUAUCCAGGACAGGCUGAGCAAGGACAACGAGAAUUUGAUUGAGGAGAAGAAUCGCCUAAACAACCUGCUCGCAACUCAACAAUCGCUCGAGAACGAGCGCAAUAUGUCCGACUCAGAGGCACGACGCAAAGCACAGUCCAAGAUUGAAAGCCUCGAGCAGCAGCUUAGCGACACUCAGAGGAAGUUGAACUACGAGUCGGAAGAAACUAAGAAAUUGCAGCUUAGGAAGGAGUACGAGUCGAAGGAGUCUCAGAAACGAAUUGACGAGCUCAUGACGAGUUUGAGUCAGAUUCGUGAGGAGCACGUUGCUGUUAAGACCAGCAGGGACCAUCUGCAGGCUCGUGUUGAUGAGUUGACUGUCGAGUUGCGCAACGCUGAGGAACGUGCUGGAAGGCUUCAGCCUCGACCUACUCCCCGACCUGGCACCAUGGAGGUUGGCGAACAACAGCAGCAACUUGAGAACGAGAUCCAGGACCUUAAUGUUGAGAUCUCCGACCUCAAGCGAGAUUUGGACAUGGCCAACACCCACCUCGAAAAUGCGAAGGCACAGGCUGAGCAGUUCAAGGAGCUUAGUCAGGCCAACGAAGAAGCCCUUGAAGAUUUGCGAGGAUCACAGGAGCAGUACCGUCAAGAGCUGGAAGCACUCAUUGAGGAGAAGGAUGCCAAGAUCAAGGAGAUUACCCAGCGCGCCGAGGAUACAUCUGCUGAAUUGUCUCGAUCUAAUACCGAGCUUUCCAGCCUUCGUGACUCCCAGGGCGAGAUUGCACGACGGUACGAGGACGAAAAGGCCAUCUUGCAAGAGGAGGUGAGCCGUCUUAAGGAGGAGAGUGCCAGGCACUUGGAGGCCACUCGGUACCAUCAGCAGGAUCUCCGUUCCCAGGCUGAGAUCGCUUCCAAGGCCCAACAGGAUUACGAGCAAGAACUUGUUAGGCAUGCUGAGGCUGCCAAGCUCGUGCAACAACUUAGAGCCGAUUAUAACGCCCUCAAGAGCGAGGCGGCGUCUCUGAAGUCCGAGGCCGACUCUGCCAAGGUAACUCUUGCUCAAAGUGAAAGCUCUUGGGAGGAUCGUCGACAACAGUUGGAACGAGAGAUGGCGGAGGUCAAGACUCGACGGGAGGAUGUGAACUCACAGAACAAGAUCCUUCACCAGCAACUGGAGGCCUUGACUGCACAAGUCACAGCGCUUCAGCAGAAGCGAGGUGGAGAUGACGAGGAGGAUGAAAGGAUGUCGCCUGUUCCUUUGGGAGAUGCUACCGAAGGUCUGCGCGAACUCAAUAGCUAUCUUCGACGUGAGAAGGAAAUUCUCGAGGUUCAGUAUGAUCUCAAGGCUCAGGAAUCCAAACGACUUCAACAACAACUCGAGUAUACCCACUCUCAACUGGAAGAGGCACGUCUCAAGCUCGACCAAGAGCGCACGCAAGCUGCUCAGAGUGGCAGGACAUCUAUGACACACCAAGACCUCAUGGAGAAGCUGAAUGAGUUAAACAUUUACCGCGAGAGCAGUAUGACGCUGCGAAACGAAAACCAACAACUCAAGGACCAAAUCGGCGAAAAGAACCAGAGAAUCGAGGAGAUGGAGGCUCGAAUCCACCCACUGGAAGCAGAGAUUGACACACUCAAAACUCAGAAGUCUUUCUUGGAGGAUGAGAUUAAGCAAAUCCAGGAGGACCGCGACAGAUGGCAGAAGCGCACCGAGGGCAUCUUGACCAAGUAUGGAAGAGUCGACCCUGCCGAGAUGGAGCAGCUCAAGGAGAAGAUCACCGAGUUGGAGGCUGAGCGAGAUACACUGAAGCAGGGCGAAGAGCCCCUGAAGGCUAAGCUCGCAGAGGUCGAGGCCAAUUUCGAGACUGAACAAGCCAACUGGGCCGCUACCCGCGCCAAGAUUAUCGAACAGGCCAAGGAGCGAUCAAGGAAGCUUACCGGAGAGAAAAACGAGGCAAUUCAACGCUCCACUCAAGCCCAAGAGAGCUUGGACAAGGCCAACGCCGAGCUUGAGGGUAUCAAGAAGGAGGCGGAGGAGUCUAGGAACCAGAGGUCUGAGCUGGAGCAACAAAUCAGGAACUUCCAAAAGGAGAUUGAGCAGUUACGACAACAAGCACAGACCACCCAGCCUGCACCCAGCACUGCCCAGUCAAACGAGGUCUCGGGCUCCUCUGAGAUUGUCGCUCAACUCGAACAGCAGCUUGCUAAUCUUCGCAAUGAGCUCGAUAGCAUCAACGGACAGAAGCAGAGUGCCGAGCAGCAACUCGAGACUCUCCGAGGUGAGCUGCAGUCAGCUAUCUCAGAGCGAGAUGAGGUGGCUAAGAAGCUUGAGGAGGCUGCCAGCACCACUGCACCGGCUGCACAGACUGCUCCCGAGGUUGUUGCUCAGGCUAACGGGCAACCUGGCGCUGGCAUCACUGACGAGGAGAGGAAGGCCCUUGAGGAGAGGGCUGCGGCUGCAGAAGCCAAGGCAACCGAGUUUGAACAGAAGGCCAACGAAGUUGAGGCCAAGAUUCAAACUACAAUCAAGGAGCGUUCUGACAGAAUGCGAGACACCUUGAACGCCAAGCUUAAAGAGAGCAGGCAACGCAUGGAAGACGAGUUCAAGAAGAGGAACGCGGAUCUGGAUCUCCAGUUCAAGCAAGAGAAGCAAAUCUGGCUGGCUGAAAACCCCAAUGCCAAACCCAACACAGAUGCUCCCAAGACCGAAGCAACGGAGCAGCAACCUCCUGCAACGCCUUCCAAGGCUGAACCUCCCGCCGUGCCUCCAACACCCACAUCUGCUGGGCCGACCGAUAUGUCUCAGCUUGAUGAUGCCGGCAUUCGACAAUUCCUUGCAACCAACCCUACGGUCAAGAACAUUGUUGCGGCCAACAUCAAGAAGAAACUUGAGAUUGAAAGCUCUAAAGUGAAGGCAGAGCUAGAAUCGUCGCUAAAGAACGAGUACGAAUCCAGGAUUUCAUCAGCUCGAGAGCAGGCCCAGCUUAUGGAAUCAAAGAAGUCUACGUUGAGAAUUAAUAUGGCCGAGAACAAGCUGAGACUGGCUGCUGCCAAGAUCAACGUUGUCGAGAAGGCGGCUUCUGAGACACCCCAGAAACCCGUCGUCGAAGUCUGGGAAGUGGCCAAGACAGCGCAGGCACCCCCUCCUGCACCCGCUGUAGCAAAGCCAGCUCCUGCAAAGCAAGGGCCAGCACCCGGCCUGCCUCCAACGCCUGCGACACCUGCAGCUAAGGGCGCCCAAGCAGCACCAACGAUGACACCAGCAGGUGCACCACCUACAACGGAAGUUAAGCCCGCACAGGCCGCGGCUCCGGCGGCGAGUGGAGUUCCUCCCCCUAAGGCCAACCCCUUCGCCGCUUCUACAAACGCCUCCUCGGCUUCUGUUGCCAACCCUUUCGCUACUAAGAAUGGAGGUGGUGCGGCUCCCGCUACCAAGGAGGGUCAGCCUCAAGCCCAGGCGCACCAGGGCCAGCAACAGACUCAACAGCAGGGUCAACAACAAGGUCAACAACAAGGCCAGCAGCCAGUACGAUCCGGCAUCCCCAUGCCUCGUGGUGGUGGUGGUGGACGCGGAAGAGGCGGGGCCUAUGUGCCUCCAGGUCAGCGUGGAGCCAGUGGCACUCAAGAGGGCGGACAUGGCCAUGCUGGCCGCGGAGGUCGAGGAGGACGUGGAGGUGGCCGUGGUGGAAUGAAUCCAGGUGCUAAUGACUUCCAGCCUGGCAACAAGCGCCCACGAGGUGAUUCUGAGGUUGGUGGAGGGGCCAAGCGUGCUCGGGGAGCGCAUUAA